Molecule: messenger RNA, 1643 nt
Organism: Hylaeus volcanicus
Lineage: Eukaryota; Metazoa; Arthropoda; Insecta; Hymenoptera; Colletidae
Product: TGF-beta-activated kinase 1 and MAP3K7-binding protein 1-like
Exons: 8
Coding region: 16-1500 (494 amino acids)
Biological process (GO): protein dephosphorylation
Molecular function (GO): protein serine/threonine phosphatase activity
Source: RefSeq, a predicted model, not a curated record
CAAAAUUCGUGUUAAAUGUUACAAGAAAAUAGGGUAUCUAUACUUUCAUCGAGUGAGGUUGGCAACAUCGAUCGAUACCCAGUCGAUAUGUUGCAAACGGCAGAACGCCCUAAUUUAAUGCCUUUUCAGGACACUCAGUACAGUUGGACGGAUGAUUUGCCAGUCUGCAAGCAAUCAGGAGUAGGAUUUUCCACGAAUCAAAUUUAUCGCGAGGAUGGGUAUAGACAAGAGGAGCAUCCAUUUGAAGAUCGCAGUUUUCAUUGCCGUUACGAUGAUUCAACGUUCCUUUAUGGUGUGUUUGAUGGCCACGAAGGAACAAAAGCUGCAAAUUUUGCUAUGCAACGAAUGGCUGCCGAGAUUUUACUCGGGCAGUUGAAUGGUAAAUCGACGGAUGAAGAGAUCAAAGAAGUUCUUAGGCAAGCAUUCAUAGCCGUAGAACGAGGCUAUCUAGAUUCAAUUGGUGAUCUUCUGGCUGAGCGAACUAGCUUACAGUUUGAUAUACCUGAUGGCUUAAACUCGUACGAAACGUACCAAAAAUUUCCUCAUUUGGUUGAUAAAUUAAAUUCGUUAAACUGUGAGCUAUCAGCAGGCACAAGCGCGGUCGUAGCGCUCGUGUAUCGUGGAAGAUUGUAUGUUUCGAAUGUUGGCGAUAGUAGGGCGUUAUUGUGUAAAACAGACAGCAAUCAAGUGUUAAGGGUUAUACAGCUGAGCGUUGAUCACGAUUUACGGAAUGAAGAUGAAUUGUUGCGAUUAUCCCAUUUAGGUUUGGACAUUGAUUCCAUAAGACAAGGAUCUCAUCUUGGGAAUCAGGAAAAUACGCGUUGUCUUGGAAACUACCUUGUUAAAGGAGGAUAUAGAGAAUUUGACGAAUUAGCAUCAGCCGCAGCAGAGCCUAUUAUCGCCGAACCAGAAAUUCAUGGCGGGAUAGAACUUGACGAUUCUUGUAGAUUUUUAUUACUUAUGUCGCGUGGUCUUUAUAAAUCAUUAGAAGAAGCAAGUGGUACCGAUCAAGUUAAUAAAGAACUUGCUCUUAUAGCAGUUGAACAGUUUCGCGUGCAGUCCACAUUAACAGGAGUUGCUCAAGCUGUCGUAGAUAAAGUUGUAAGAAUUCAUCAUGAUAUUAAUAUGAGUAACUCUCAAAGUACAGUGACUACUGGUAAACGAGACGACAUAACUCUUCUUGUGCGAAAUUUUAAUUUUCCGCUUCCCCACGCAUUGAAAAGUCCUACUAAUCAAUCGGUUAGAUUUAAUCCAAUUGUAGAAACUGCUCCGAUAACCACAAUGCCCGAGAACGAAGAUUAUUUGAGUACAGGAGUUACCGAUGAGAAUUUCGAUACAUCGACGAGCGAAACUUCCACGACAUCGGAUAUGUACCCACCUGGUGCAAGACCAACGGAUAGAAACGCUAGGAUUAAGCCUUACGUGAAUUUCUCCGAGUAUUACGAGAACGUGGAGAGAAGACGGCGAGAAGGAACGUUACCAGAAGGUAUAAAUUUUUAGCAAAGCAAACUUUAAUAUUUAGCAUUCAAUGUAUUUAUAAAUUAAAUAUAAUUUAUAAAAAGAACUUGUGUUUGUACAAAUGCAAUAUUUAUUUUGUAUAAUGUCUAUAACAAUCAGCAAUAUACUUAUUUGCACAAACUGUA